Ceutorhynchus assimilis (cabbage seed weevil) is the source of this 2745-nucleotide messenger RNA. NCBI's taxonomy places the organism in Eukaryota, Metazoa, Arthropoda, Insecta, Coleoptera, Curculionidae. The record is from the annotation of a GenBank genome assembly.
CAGUUCGAUCCAAGGAGCAUCCAAGAAUCCAAUUAAACGCAAAAUUAAAAAUCUUGGCGUUUUUGGCUGUCGCCAUAACCGCAGCAUAGUCAUUACGGUUUCAGCUUUUGUACGAGUACCGAGUCCCCAAGUGCGUGUCCUUCAAUUAGUGUCUUUUGGGCGCUAAAUUUCAUGCAUUUAUCUAGAUUGUCUAGAAGGAAAAAAGAACGUCGCGUCAAGUUUAGAUUGUCAGAAGAAUUUUACCAAGAUGAAUCUGGAGAAACAGGAUGAGCGGAAAAAGAAGUUCUCGAUUGAGAUACCGGAAAUAUUGCGACCCAUCGAACGAGUUAGUUCGGUUCGCAGUUUUUUGUAUUGGAAUAUCGUUGACGAUGCGAUCGAGGAGGGUGAGAACCGCGGUGCCGAGAUGACCGCGGGGCUCGACAGCGCCACCGCAAAUGGUGCGCCCAAAAAAAACGACGAUGGCGUAUUUACCGUAUCAGUUACAGGCGCUUACGAAAAUGAAGGAUUUAAGGGCGAUGGAGGCGACCAUAAGCCCCAUCGAGAACUCACUGACGAGGAAGCGUCGCAACAAGGCAAAUUCAAAAUGUCCACCAAGGAAAAAUGGCGAAUUCUCAAGAACGUGACAGCAAUCAGUUGCGCGUUCAUGAUCCAAUUCACUGCCUUCCAGGGCACGGCCAAUCUCCAGUCCAGUAUUAAUGCCAAAGACGGUUUAGGAACGCUUUCGCUCAGUUCCAUAUUCGCAGCUUUAGUCGUCAGCUGCAUUUUCGUACCAUCUUUCCUUAUCAAAAGGCUGACGGUGAAAUGGACUCUUUGCAUAUCCAUGUUGUGUUACGCGCCUUAUAUCGCUUCCCAAUUUUAUCCCAGGUUUUACACGUUAAUUCCUUGUGGUAUUAUUGUGGGUAUCGGAGCAGCACCCAUGUGGGCCUCAAAAGCCACAUACUUGACCCAAGUCGCCGGCGUUUAUGCAAAAUUAACGGAUCAGGCAGUGGACGCGAUUAUCGUCCGAUUUUUCGGGUUCUUCUUUUUGGCUUGGCAAACUGCCGAACUUUGGGGAAAUUUGAUCUCAUCUCUUGUACUUAGCAAUCCUCACGGAUCAGACGACGGUCACGGGACAACUGAUUACAGCCAAUGCGGAGCAAAUUUCUGCGCAUCGAUCAGCAACAGCGAAGAAAGUACCGGAGUGGCCAGUUCUGAGCUCUACGAAAUCAUGAGCAUCUAUCUAGCCUGCAUCAUUUUGGCCGUUUUGCUCAUUGUCAUGCUGGUUGAUCCUUUAUCCAGAUAUGGCGAGAAACAGAGAAGAAACAGUGGCGCCGCCGAGCUUAGCGGCAUCCAGCUUUUGUCCGCCACUUUCAUACAACUGAAAAAGCCUUAUCAGCAAUUGCUCAUUCCCAUGACUAUCUAUAUUGGUGUGGAACAGGCUUUUAUCAGCGCCGAUUUUACCCAGUCUUAUGUAUCCUGUGCUCUAGGUGUACAAAAUGUCGGUUUCGUAAUGAUCUGUUUUGGUGUGGUAAACGCCAUCUGCAGUUUGCUCUUCGGCAGCGUCAUGAAAUACGUCGGAAGAGUACCGAUCAUGAUUCUCGGCGUCUCGGUGCACUUUGGCGUCCAAAUAUUUUUGCUGCUGUGGAGACCUCAUCCAGAAAGUCCAAUUUUGUUCUUCAUGGCCUCUGGGUUGUGGGGAAUUGGCGAUGCUGUAUGGCAAACCCAAGUUAACGGUUUGUACGGUGCCCUCUUUAGAAGAAAUAAAGAAGCAGCUUUUUCCAACUACCGUUUAUGGGAAUCGGUUGGUUUUGUUGUGGCUUACGCCUAUUCGACUCAGCUUUGCGCUCGCAUGAAGCUCUACGUACAAUUAGCCUGCUUGGUAAUAGGUUUCCUUCUGUAUUGCAUUGUUGAAAUCCAUCACAUGCGCAAAAUUAGAAGGCAAAAAGAAAAAGAAAAGAGAGCUGCAGAAUUGGCGGCACAGAGACAAGCAGCUAUCGAACAAGAACCAGAAACGACAGAUGAUGAAAAGGACGACAUCGACGAUGAAAUAAUUGUCACGCAUUUGUAGACAUUCCACAUUGGACACUGUUUUUUUUUAAUGGGGGCCAGUGCAUGAUGCAAAAACGCAAAACGAGAUUUUCCCAUCGUUACACAGUCAAUUAUAGAUGAUUUUAAAAUCAGUAUUUUUCUUUUCUAGUAGAUUUUUAUUUUUAUUAGCAUUUCAUCAGUUUAUAAAAAAAUGCUAUUAUAGAAACAAUUGUAAAUAUUUUUAGUUAGUGUUUAGGUUUUAAUAAACGAAAUUAUGAAACUCAAAAUAAUAAUCUUGAAUCUGAUGUCAGCACAAAUAUUUAUAAAUAAUUAACUUUUUAUCACUGCUACAGUCUGUGAUGGAUGAAAGAAGAUUACUUACCUAUUAUUACAAAUUAAAUUUGUUGUGCCAUUUUGUUCUAUUUGGUCCCAGUUACGAUGAAACUAAUCUCAGCCUCAGCGAAUUAAAUUUACAAAAUUUACAAAAAAUUCAUUAUAGGGAUAAGAGAGAGAAAGAGGAAUUUUUUUGUUGUUACAUAGGUUUAUUUAUAAAUAUUUUAUUUUAUUUUCUGAUACCUUGUUAUAUCUUUUUUUUUUUGAGGAACCUCCUGUACAGUUAGAUAAUAUUGUUGGUAUAUUUUAAAAUGUAUUCUCAAAAAAAAAAUUGUUAAUUUACCCAACACUCAGUAUUCUCAAAGCAAUACUGUAGAAUAAUAAAGAUAUUAUUUCAAGUCAUUA